Molecule: messenger RNA, 823 nt
Organism: Branchiostoma belcheri (Belcher's lancelet)
Lineage: Eukaryota; Metazoa; Chordata; Leptocardii; Amphioxiformes; Branchiostomatidae
Product: UPF0573 protein C2orf70 homolog A-like
Exons: 6
Coding region: 105-626 (173 amino acids)
Source: RefSeq, a predicted model, not a curated record
ACAACAAAGCGCAAGGUCCCGGCCGGGGUUCUGGACUAGUGAUCAAGUAACACAACAGGUGACACGAAGUUUGCAAGAUUUCUGCAGGUUUUUGAAGAGAAAACAUGGCUUCUAGGAGUGCAGGGACACUCAUCACUACGCACAAUGCCACCUACACCCCGCCAGCACUCAUGCCAGGGUACAAGGGGCAUUGUCCCACCAUCAUGUUCCGGUAUGGGGACACCUACGGCAACACCACCAAGAAAUGGUUCCAGGACUUCCGAUCAGUCACCCUGAACAACAGCCAGACGCAGUACUCCAAUGGUGGUUCGUUUCCGACCUCGCUGUCCAAUGACCCGGCCCUGGUGCUGGGGAACCGCUCGCGCUCACGGGACCGCUGGCUGGCCGCGCCGCGCGUACGCCUGUUCAACGUGCAUCACGACGGCAAGGAGUGGUACAACAAGUUCGACAAGGUGUCACAAGAGCACCGUGAAUACUACAAGGACAAGACGGGGACAUCGAAGCGCGUGACGUACUUCCAUCUUCCAAUGAAGGCAGAGGACACCUUCCGCAAACUACCUCCCAUUGGCAUGGGGGCUCGUCCCGAGUCACGCACUUUCUCCCCGAGCAACUCGGUAUCCUGGUAACUGGUUUCCAUGGUAACAUACAGCUUCUACACGGCAGGCGGGACCCGGAGCACGGACAUCGACUUACCGGCGAUAAAAACGGUCGGGUCGCGCAAGAAGGCCGAGCUCAGCCGCUUCGCCGACAAAUCUUCGGUCAGGGAUCGCGCCAUGCGAGACGUAUUCUUCGAGCGUAGAUAGACAGGAAGCAUCUAUAUUUA